AACAGUGUAAAUGCACCCUAAAUUGAUUGAACAUGAGAACUGGCCUUAAGGAGGAAAGAAUGUGAACUGUUGCCUGCCAUUUUGAUUUUCUUUAGCAGGCACGUUUCGGAAACGGCACCAUGAGUUCGUUAAAACUACAAAAGAGGCUUGCUGCCUCGGUAAUGCGAUGCGGCAAAAAGAAAGUUUGGUUGGAUCCUAAUGAAAUCAAUGAAAUCGCCAAUACUAAUUCUCGUCAAAACAUUCGCAAGCUCAUUAAAGAUGGUUUGAUCAUCAAGAAACCAGUUGCUGUGCACUCACGUGCUCGAGUCCGUAAAAAUACGGAAGCCAGACGAAAAGGUAGACAUUGUGGGUUUGGUAAAAGAAAGGGAACAGCCAAUGCCCGUACACCACAAAAGGAUUUAUGGGUUCAACGAAUGCGUGUGCUUCGACGUCUUUUGAAAAAGUAUCGUGAAACGAAAAAAAUUGAUCGUCACUUGUACCACUCUUUGUACAUGAAAGCCAAGGGAAACGUGUUCAAGAACAAGAGAGUUCUUAUGGAAUUCAUUCACAAGAAAAAGGCUGAGAAAAUGAGAGCAGAUAUGCUUUCUGAUCAAGCAGAGGCACGUCGCUCGAAAGUGAAGGAAGCACGAAAGCGCAGGGCAGAGAGAAUCGCCACGAAGAAACAAGAACUCUUGCAGUCAUACCAACGAGAAGAUGAGGCUGCUGCCGCACAGAAGAAGUAAUUCUAAUGUGUAAUUUUUAUUAUAAAAAUAAAACAUAAAUUACUAUACCGAUUAA
Molecule: messenger RNA, 777 nt
Organism: Leptopilina heterotoma
Lineage: Eukaryota; Metazoa; Arthropoda; Insecta; Hymenoptera; Figitidae
Gene: RpL19
Product: 60S ribosomal protein L19
Exons: 4
Coding region: 120-722 (200 amino acids)
Biological process (GO): translation
Cellular component (GO): cytosolic large ribosomal subunit; ribosome
Molecular function (GO): RNA binding; structural constituent of ribosome
Source: RefSeq, a predicted model, not a curated record